UUGAGGAGAGAGGAAACACACUUCAGCGUGCCUACUGCUUACUCUUCACAAGAAAAAGGCCUUGGAAGAGAAGCUGUGUUGGAAAAGAAGUACAUGUUGGUCUCGGCAGUGGGUGGAUUAAGGAAGGAGUGGAUGACAGAGGAAUGGGGAAUGGCUGAAUUUAGAUCUAUCUCUGAGGGCAGAGUGCAGGAGGACUGGAGGCUGGGCUCCCCAGAUACCACAGCCCACUGUCAGCAGCUCCUCUGAACUGACAAACUGUUGAAGGCAGUGCCUGGUCCACCACCUCCUCCACUUUCUCCUCUCAAAACUCCCUCUGCCUGCCUACUACAGUACCACUAGACUCUCUUGUCUGCCAGCCUCGUGCUCUUUUCUCUGCCCAGACCAAUAGAGGGGGAUUGCCGUUCCACAAAGACUGCAGCGGAAGACCCACAGACAGGCAGGCAGGUGUGCUCUGCUCUCUGGCAUGCUCCAACACAGCUGGGUCUCUUCAGCCAUCAGUGGAUCAGCCUGCCUCCUGCCAUUCAUCCAUGAUAUGACUGGGAUCCUCCUGGGGCCUCCUGGACCUACAGCGCAAAGGGAAGGGAACUCUGCUGCUACCUCGCCGAGGUGCAUGAAUUGAGGAGCAAACUGAAGUGAAAAGAGGAAAUUCAGCAACUCUGGAUAUUUUUUUCUUUGUUCAAAACUCAACUAGCACUCGCUGACCUGACAUACUCACAUACACGUGUGUGUGUGUGUGUGUGUGUCUGCAAAUCUCUCCGACACGGACGAAACGUUCCAUUUUGUGAGUUGUGCGACUGGAUGACCACUGGAUGGAUAGAAUGGCGACAACAUUGAGAAGAGACUGACGCACCAUGGCACGCUGUCCAAGACACACAAAAGCCCACUGGAGCCUGCACUGAGGAAUUAUCUGCUGUCAGGACCCGCGCCUGCACCAGGGCGAUAGGGAGAGACGGAGCCAAGGAGCCAGGCUCAGGCCACCGCAAGGUGAGGGUGCCGCCGUGCCGGAGAGGAGGAGACUCGCAACUCGCCGAUGGCGUCCUCCGCCAUGCAGAUCCUCGCCUUUGCCCUGGCGCUGCUGGGCGUCCUGGGCGCCACUGUGGCCACGCUGCUGCCCAACUGGAAGGUGAGUGCCGACGUGGGCUCCAACAUCAUGACUGCCAUCUCCCAGAUGCAGGGGCUGUGGAUGGACUGCACCUGGUACAGCACUGGCGUGUUCAGCUGCACCUUGAAGUACUCCGUGCUGUCGCUGCCCGCCUACCUGCAGACCGCCCGGACGACAAUGGUUCUGUCGUGCAUGAUGGCUUGCCUUGGCCUCUGUCUCGCUGCACUGGGGCUCAAAUGUACCCGCUGGGGGGGCAGUCACCGGGCAAAGGGACACGCGGCCAUCGGGGCGGGGGGUUGCUUCAUCUUGGCUGGCAUCCUCUGCUUGGUGCCCGCUUCCUGGUUCACCAACGAGGUAAUCACUACCUUCCUGGACUCCAACGUACCCGAGAGCAGUAAAUACGAACCUGGGGGGGCCGUGUACGUGACCUUUCUCUCUGCCGGCCUACUGCUGGCCGGUGGGGUCAUCUUUUGUUUGUCGUGUCCCGGGAAAAGAGAGGGGCAGUUGGACUAUACGUCGACAUCCACCUCUACCACCUUUCCUGACAAACUACUGCAGCAGCAGAUAAACCAGGAGCAAAUACAGCGCGACCAGCUCCAGCGUGACCUGAUAAUGCGGGAGCAACUGCAACGGGGGCAGAAGGACUUUGAACAGCAGACGUCGCCUAAUGAGCAGUCAAGCCGCGAGCAGCUUCAAUGGGGUGACAAAGGGCCCCAGGAUGAGGCCCACGAAGCUGACGAAAUCCAGCAGGAGGAGCCUCUACAGGAGAAGCCUCUACAUGAAGACAAGGGAACGCAACAGUUCUACUCUCCAUCCAGAGUCCCUCCAAAAGACGCCCGGGCUGGCUACAGCCUGCAGGACUAUGUUUAAUAUGUUUUAUCCCUAAACACCGCUAUUGUUAGUGGGGUGGAGGGAGAAUCCUGAGGCCAAUCUACUGGCUGCCUUUGUGAGAGGGAGAGAGUGGAGGAGAGAAAAAAAGGGUGAGGAAGGUAAUGACUUUGACAGCCUUUAUCGCCUCCUCUCAUCUCUUCUCUCUUGCUACUGCAAGCUCCAAAGUCUUGGAGAAAGGCAGCUUGUGGAUCCAGAAUCCUGGGGUAAAUGCCUCCUUGACUGCUGCUGUGGUGGGCGGAAAGACACAAGGGUAGGGUAAGGGUAGGGUAGAGGAGAGGUGUCAUAAAAAUGCACACGCGCAGCACAAGUAUUGUAUAUCCUGUGACAAGUUCCUUUAGAAACGGACGCGGAGGCUUUUCCAUACCAAAGGGUUUCAAUGGGAAAACAUUGCUGAUGAUAAUUAGCUUCUAAUAAUAUGACAUCGUUACUUUUGCAUAGUAAGUUACCCACUGGGCACACACUGGUUGAAUAAACAUUGUUUCCAUGUCAUUUCAAUGAAAUGACGUUGAACCAACUUGGAAUAGACGUUUAAUUGAGUAGCGUCGAUGUGUCUGAAAAGGGAAGAUGUUCUUCGCAAGCUUGCAUCUCUUCGACCCCAUUUGCCUUGUGAGAUUAAAAUAAUCAUACUCAAUCCUAUUUUCAAAAGACAAACAGACUGAUUGAUAUUCAGCCUUCUUAGCAUGCUUGUUAAAUAAUGCAGCUCGUUAAAUGAUCUGUAGCUUGUUAAAUAAUGCAGUGGAAUGGAGAGUAGUUACCAAAACGAAGCUACCAAAGCAUGUGCCUAAAAUGUGUUUGUAGAACUUCAACUGUUUGUGAAAGGAGAAUUACAGAAGACUAAAGAAAUGAAAAGGGAGUUCAGAUUCCCACCAAUACCACACACACACACAUAUCCAGUCCAUUUUGGAGGAGCAUAAGGUACAUGGCACCAGGGCAGACUUAGUGAUUUGGAGGCCCCAGGCAGAGGCUAGUCUGAGCCCCUCUCCUGUCAUUUUAACUGUAAAAAUGUACGACCUUUUAAUGUGCGAUGAACACAACCAGUCAUGAUGUUUCCAUCUGAUUGUCAAACAAAUCGCUUAGUAGGGUCCAUUUGCACGUUCAUCCAAAAUAAUUCCAGCAUCCGAAAAGUGCACAGUGCGCACACCAACUUUCCUUUAAAUUAGCAAGUGGCUAAAACGAUCUCACCAGAGAAAGCGUCCGAGUGAGCAAAACAGCGCCCCUCUGUCUUACUAUAUGUAACCCAUGUAUCUGAUGCUGUCUGGACAAAAAGAGUAUGACAUGACAAUCUUUUUAUCCAGGCAAAAUCAGAUACAGUGUCUAUAGAAAGACGACAACCCCUAGGAUUUCUACACAUUUUAUUGUGUUACAAAGUUGGAUUAUAAUGGAUGUAAUUAUUGACAAAAAAAUCAACACGAAAUGCUCUGUAAUGUUUUCUUUUUUAUUACAUAAAAUGUAAACACUAAUAUUCCUUGAUUUUUCCUGUGCUUAGCUAGUUUCUUUUCAUCCUGAAAAACUCCCCAGAUGUCAAGCAUACCCAUACCAUGAUGCAGUCACCACCAUGCUUGAAAAUAAGGAGGGAGUUACUCAGUGAUGUGUUGUGUUGGAUUUGCCCCAAACAUAAGGUUUCGUUUCUUGGCAGUAUUACUGUAGUACUUUGUUGCAUCCAUAUGCAUGUUUUGCAAUAUUUUUAUUCUGUUUAUUUGUAUUCCUCUUUUCUCUGUCAUUUAGGUCAUUAUUGUGGAGUCACUACAAUGUUGUUGAUCCAUCCUAAGUUUUCUACCACUCACUGCCUUUUUUAAAUGAGGCUUUCGAAAAGCUCCCUGGUCUUUGUAGUUUAAUCUGUGCUUGAAAUUCAAUACUUGACUGAGGGACCUUACAGAUGUUGUAUGUAUGGGGGACAUACAUAGGAAAAUCAUGCCAACCCCUAUUAUUUCACACAGAGUGAGUGAAUUUUUUAAGUUUGAUUAUUUUGUACAAAAUGUGUAGAAUUGUCUUUUCACUUUGACAUUAUGGAGUAUUUUGUGUAGAUCAAUUGAUAUAUAUAUAUUUACAAUUCAAUGUAUUUCAAUCCCACUUUGUGAUGCAACAAAAUGUGAAAAAACUUCAAGGAGGUGUAGACUUUCUAUAGGCACUGUACAUGGGCUACACAUACAUGUCCUCUGCCUUGACGACGAGAGCAGUAUUAUCAGCAGCAUCUGUCUUUUUUUACUAAAUAAAUGCGUAUUUGUAUCCCCCCA
Oncorhynchus mykiss (rainbow trout) is the source of this 4227-nucleotide messenger RNA. Lineage: Eukaryota; Metazoa; Chordata; Actinopteri; Salmoniformes; Salmonidae. The record is from RefSeq and is a predicted model, not a curated record.